Molecule: messenger RNA, 1336 nt
Organism: Orussus abietinus
Lineage: Eukaryota; Metazoa; Arthropoda; Insecta; Hymenoptera; Orussidae
Product: tRNA methyltransferase 10 homolog A
Exons: 5
Coding region: 136-1245 (369 amino acids)
Biological process (GO): tRNA N1-guanine methylation
Cellular component (GO): nucleoplasm; nucleus
Molecular function (GO): tRNA binding
Source: RefSeq, a predicted model, not a curated record
UAAUGUCUCCUCUGUACUUGUAAAUCUUCACGCUAAUUUUCACGUUGUAUAAAUCAAAAAUGAACUCACAGCUGUGGUAACAGGUGAUUACAUGUGUUGACCUCAUAGGGUCGUACCGAUGAGAAAUUGGAGGUUAUGAAUGACGUUCUCGCAGUAAAUCCAAUGGAAACAAUACAACCGAUUGAAGGAGUCAAUGAAUCGGAUCAUAAUAGGGAGAGAUGCAACGAGGACUUAAUUUCUAGUGAAGGGAAGAUUAUGGAUGUCGUUUGUAGUGAGAAGAAAGUUAUGGAUAACGUGGAGUAUAACCUUAAAAACCCCGAGAUAGUGUUGAGUAAACGGCAUUUAAAGAAAUUAAAAAAGUUGAAAAUGUGGAAUGAACGGAAGGACUUAAAAAGGCUGAAAGAACGAGCGAAGCGAAAGAAGAAGCUCAAGGAGGAGCGUGAAACGAACAAGGGAUUCUCAAGAAUAGCUUUGAAAAAUAGAACGAUGGCUGCAAGUCUAUGUAAACUAACCGUUACCAUUGACUUGUCCUUUGAUGAACUGAUGAUUGGCAAGGAUUUAGCUAAGCUAACAAAACAAAUUCUGAGAUGUUACUCAUUAAACAGGCGCUCAGAUGCUCCAAUACAAUUUUCCAUUACAAACUUCAAUGGACCCUCAUUACUCGAAAUGGAAAAGCACAAUGGUUACGAGAACUGGGAUGUAAAAUUCUGUAAAGAACCGUACCUGAAGGUGUAUCCAAAAGACAAGAUAGUGUACUUGACGAGCGAAUCUGAAAACGUUAUAGAAGAAUUAGACCACGAUUCUGUGUAUGUGAUAGGUGGUUUAGUGGAUCAUAAUAGUCGAAAGGGGCUUUGUUAUAACGAGGCAGUGAAAGUUGGGAUCAGACAUGGCCAACUUCCCUUAAAUAAAUUUUUGAAGAUGAACACAAGAAAAGUAUUGACUAUAGAUCACGUUUUUGAAAUUCUCUUGAGGGUAUCGGAGGGUAAAACCUGGCAGGAAGCGUUCAUAGAAGUUUUACCAGAAAGAAAGAAUGCCCAACUAAUUUUACCUAAAAAAAUGGAUAAUUUACACGAGUUAGAAAUUAUUCAUAAAAAUGCAAAUGAAAAAGAUCAAAAUCCUGUCAAAACGGAGGUAAAGAAUUUGGAAGUUGUUCAACAAGAUACAAAAGAAAAAGGUGGUCAGAAUUCUAAAAUAACAGAGGUGAUCAUGGAAAACGGUGGAAUUAUAAAUGAUAGUAAUUGUUGAUGACGGUAAGUUAACUCGUGAAGUUGUCAAAUGAUUAUACAAAAAGUGAUCGCAGGAUAUAAUCGAAGCUACAAGGAAGGCCACAAGAAAG